This is a messenger RNA of Malaclemys terrapin pileata, 4972 nucleotides long. RefSeq names its product SNF-related serine/threonine-protein kinase-like. The coding region runs from base 731 to 2962 and encodes 743 amino acids. Lineage: Eukaryota; Metazoa; Chordata; Testudines; Emydidae. Gene Ontology annotation, biological process: microtubule cytoskeleton organization; intracellular signal transduction; protein phosphorylation. Gene Ontology annotation, molecular function: tau-protein kinase activity; ATP binding; protein serine/threonine kinase activity. The record is from RefSeq and is a predicted model, not a curated record. Gene Ontology annotation, cellular component: cytoplasm. The transcript has 6 exons.
GCCCCCCUCUUUUCCGGCUCCUGGCUGUGGAGUUGGGAGCCUAGCAGCCCUGCGAGCCCCUGCAGCAGGGAGACUGGAAGCCCAGGGAUCCCCAACUCUAGCUGGGGUUCAGCUCCUGGCUCUGCCGCAGGGAGUCUAGAAACCUUGGGGACUCUCGGGGCUUCCUGUCAUGGAGGCUGAAAGUCCUGGGAUGGGCUCCCAGCAACUGAGCCUCUGGGGCAGCCAGACCCCAGGCUUCCAGACUCCUGGCCCCUUGCUCUCUGGGCUGCCUGCCUGGCAUCCAGGGGCAUCCAGACGCGGUGCCGCUGCUCAGUGAAACUGACGCUCUUGAAUGUGAAGGACAAUGUCACUCAGCGGCGGCCCGUCCCCGGGGAGCGAUCGGAGCCGCGGCCAGCCCGGGUCAGGCGCUGCGCGGAUCUGUGCCGCGCCAGGCGCAGCGAGACAGACCCCCCGCCUCCUGCUCUGCGCAGCUCCGCGGCAGGGGCGGGCUCAGCUCUGCCCAGCCCGGGACUCCGCCGCCGCGGGCAGCUCGGAGGCGGCUCCCGCAGAGCGCCCGGCUCCAGCCCGGCCCUGUGCGCGCAGGGCCCCCCGGCCCCUUUAAGAGCCGCCGCCCGCCCGGUCCCGACGUCAGCGCGGGGACCCUGCCCAGCCUGCGGCGCGGGGCGCAGCCCGACCCGCCUGGGAGCCGGCCUCCCUGAUGCCCGGCCCCCUGUGACGCUCUGGUGCAGCCAUGGCGGGGGCCAAGGGCUGCUACGAAGGGAAGAUCGCCGGCCUGUACGACCUGGAGCGCACGCUGGGCAAGGGCCACUUCGCCGUGGUCAAGCUGGCGCGGCACGUCUUCACGGGGGAGAAGGUGGCGGUGAAGGUGAUCGACAAGAGCAAACUGGACGUGAGCGCUGCGGGGCAGCUGCUGCAGGAGGUGCGCUGCAUGAAGCUGGUGCAGCAUCCCAACGUUGUGCGGCUCUACGAGGUCAUCGACACCCACUCCAAGCUCUACCUCAUCCUGGAGCUGGGGGACGGCGGCGACAUGUUCGACCACAUCAUGCGGCAUGACGGCGGGCUGGCCGAGGGGCGCGCCAAGCACUACUUUGCCCAGAUCGUCCACGCCAUCUCCUACUGCCACAAGCUGCACGUGGUGCACCGCGACCUCAAGCCCGAGAACGUGGUCUUCUUCCGGGAGCAGGGCGUGGUCAAGCUCACCGACUUUGGCUUCAGCAACCGCUUCCAGCCCGGCAAGAUGCUCACCACCAGCUGCGGCUCGCUGGCCUACUCAGCACCCGAGAUCCUGCUGGGGGAUGAGUAUGACGCCCCAGCCGUUGACGUCUGGAGCCUGGGGGUCAUCCUGUAUAUGCUGGUGUGCGGCCAGCCGCCCUUCCAGGAGGCCAACGACAGCGAGACGCUGACCAUGAUCAUGGACUGCCGCUACACCAUCCCGCCCCACGUGUCCUCGCAGUGUUCUGAUCUGGUCAGCCGGAUGCUGCAGCGGGACCCCAAGCAGCGGGCCUCCCUAGAGCAGAUUGAGACGCACCCCUGGCUGCAGGGCGUGGACCCCUCCCCAGCCAGCCGCUGCCUGCUGCCCCUGACGUCGCACAAGCGGGUGUCCGAGGAGGAACAUGACAUCAUCAUCCAGGCCAUGACGUGUGGGAACAUAGCGGACCGGGACGCCAUCCAGGAGGCCCUGGAGGCUGACCGCUACAACCACAUCACGGCCACGUACUUCCUGCUGGCGGAGCGGAUCCUCCGGGAGAAGCAGGAGAAACAAAGCCACAAACUCAGCUUGGUCUACAACCUGGCCCAGCAGGUGCAGAACAGCGCCAACCUGUCGGACCCAUUCAGCACCAUGGGCGACACCCGGGACCUCUCGCCCUUCGCAGAGAUGCCGGAUAGACUGGCAGCGUUCUCCAGUCCCCAGCCCCGGGCUGCCGCAGAGGAUUCUGGGAAAAGAGAUGGCAGACCCAUUUCCUUUUCUGCCCUGGGGGAAGACGACGCGCCCCCCGGCCUCCAUGGAAACGAGCAGCUGGUCCGAGCCCUGCUCAGUCCCGCUCUGGCGGAUGCCCCCAUGGCCAAGAGCACCCCAGCCCUGCAGCAGAUCUGCGAGGAGGACGAGGAGGACGAGGAAGAGGAGGGGAAGGCCAACGCAAUGGGAAGGAGAAGCUCUUCGCUAAACCAAGAGCAAAUGCGAGAUUUCCAGAGCUCCAAGGUCUCCCUAUUGUUCUGCCGUGGUGCUGUGACCCACAGCAAGGGGGAGAGGAGCCUUGGAGCCACCAAGCCAGGCCUCUUGGAGCAGGGCCCGGGGAGCAGCUGGCAGCUGCCACCUCUCAGGGGGGCGCCGAGUCCCAGGAGCGAGCCGGGUCAGCCCCGAGAGGCGACAAGCCACGGUGCAGCGCGGGAGGCCACAGACCACCUCAGCGUGAGCGUUGGGGAGAGCGCCCCCAGCCCCCUCCCUGCAGGGACGCCAGCGGCACAGGGGGACGCAGAGCUCCGGGAGGGCGGGGGAGUGGGUCUGGAGAAGGGCCAGGCUGAAGGCAGCUCGGGGCCAGAGGAGGACACCACCACAACAGAAAUGGAGGAUGGGGGCAGUCUGGGGCAAGUGGGCAAGGCCCUGUAUCCAGGUUGCUGCGAGGGCCCCGUCGCUGGCUCUGCCGGGAGCCUCCAAGCCACUUCACGUGGGACGACAGUUCCAGACGACAAGUCCAGGAAACUUGACAGGCCCCCUGAGACAGGCUCCUCCACCAGGCCCGCGCGCCCAGCUGAGAGCCCUCACUGCGGCAGCACCGCCGGCGGCGAAACCACGGCCGACAACGUGAUCAAGUUAGACCCUGCUAAAAACAAGAGCACCCACCUGAAGGACAGGCUCCUGCAGUUCCCGCUGUGCGAGAAGGCUCUGGCCUUCAAGAUCAGGCCCAGCUCCAAGGAGAGCCUGCUGUCCCUGGGGCAGUUCAACUGCUGUCACGUCAUCUAGACGGGGCCCGGGCAGGAAAGUGGCGGCGCACGGCCCCAGGCCAGGGGCUGCUGGCAGGUGCAGGGCUAAGGAACACCAUUCUCAGUCUCUUGCUCCCACAGAGCAGCCGUUCUCCUGGCUCCCUCGGGCCGGACUCUGAGACCCAGUCCUGCCCGCUCUCCCUUCCCUCGGCCCAGGGCCCUGCCGUGGGAGCACGUUGAGCACCCGGCUCCUCCCGUGGCCAUGCGCGUGGGCCGUCGGACGGCGACGGAGCGCGCUGGCCGGGCGGGAGCCACCUGGCUGGCCGGUCUCACGGAGAGCGCCCCCCCUCGCCCACCCAGGAUGGCUGCCGGUGCUCUGUCAGUUCCCCCCUGCAGCAGCGCAUUGGGCUCCUGCAAAAUUCCUGCCUUCGUGCUGACCCGCGAGCCCCCACAAAGGUAGGUCCGACAUCAGCAGCUGGCAGAGGGCAGCCGCAGGCUGGGAUCCGCACACGGUCUCCAAGAAGCCCUGUCCUGUCCUAAAGACCAGCGUGGUUGCAGCUGCACGGGCCAGCAGCCGUGCUCCUCUGCUCCUGAACCAGAGUCCGGGAGUCUGACUAGAACGUGGGACCCCAGGAAGCACAGCCACCCAGAUCCCCAAGGGAACGCACCGAGGGCCAGCUGCACUGCUCCUCCCUGGGGCCGGCAUCUGCUGGGGCAGAAUCUGGGCCAGUUACCAAAGGGUUAACAGCGGAAGCCAAUGCUCCUGUUCUGGGGAGGAACCCAGCCUCCCCUCCACUGCAGCCAUGCACCAGAAGCAGCCCAGGGCCAGACUUCAGCUUCCCCCAGGACCUCUUCGCACCUGCUGGCUGAAAGGAUGCAGAGGGGCUGCAAAGCACCCUGGGAAAUGCCUCUCCAGCUGGCCCAAAGCCAUCUCCCGCUGCUGGCGUGGCUCCGGGCUAGGGCAGGGCAAUCCAACACCCUGGAUAGGGCCACGGUGAUUGGGGCGCAAGUUAGGGUGAUCCUCUGAGCUGCUCUAACCUGCUCCACUGGCCCCAGCAGCCCCAGGACACAGCCAUAUUCCCCCGGCAUCUGCACCAGGGACUCCAUCACCACCACUCCUCGGGGGCAGCAAGGUCUGCGGGAGAGCCAAAGCCAGCGCAGAGUGCCACAGAGAGCAGCGGGAGCCGUGCCCAUGCCACGCACAGCCUCUUCCCCGGCGCACCGCCGGCUCCAGGGCUCCCAGCCGGGUCAGCCCGUGGCUGCCUCUGCAAGCAAAGGAAGAAAGGUGCUGAUGGAAUCCAAAUGGCGGCACCCCAAGCCACCUGCCAGUGUGUAGCAGUGAUGCCAGCGUGCUGUGCGCUGGGCUCACAGGGUGGUACAAGGGCUGGAGAAGCCCCGCCUCGCUGGGGGAGGCCUGCCAGCCCUCGAUGCACCCUCUUCCUUCUCUGACAGCCAGGCUGUGCCCCUGGAGCCUGACGUCCCGCUGGUCCUGGGGACGCAUUGGUCGGCUCUGUGCCCAGGCAGCCAACAGCUGCCUCAGCCCGCCUGGCUCUGCCUGGGGUGUUUUUAUAACUAUUAGAAAUAAUUUUUUAAAAUAGUCUAUUUUAAUGGAAUUUAAAUAGAGAUUGCUAUAUCCCCCUCCCCUGCCCGCCGGGGCACCGCGCCGCGCUUCCAGCCCCAGCCAUGCAUGGCCCCAGAAGCAUUUCCCAUCCCCGUACUCACCCACCCUGGAGCCAGAGGGGCCAUGCCACGGCCGACAGCUCCUCUGUCUGCAAAGUGGCCCCUGCUCUGGGGCCUCACCGAGGGGGACGUGGGGGAGGGUGUAUGUCAUGCACGCGCACACACGUAUACAAUCUAAUCGGUUCCCUCCAGACCCCUGUAACAAUAAGCUUUCUAUUUAUUAGCUCUUUGUUUUCUUGCUGGCAAGAAAUGAAUUGUGACUAGAGUCUGAAGCCAGAGCUCGCUGCUGAGUUCUGCAUAAUGUGCACUGAAUGGAUCAGGUCCAAUUGGGAAGCAAAGCAAGUCGGUCCAGUAAAAUAAGCUCUUGAUU